AUGGCUGCCGUUUGUGUCUGCUCUCUCUCUUCUAGUCAUCUGCAUCAGGUUUCCUAUCUCGUCGUCUUGGAUGUGGAUCGUCUCCACCAAGAGAUCCUUAGUGGUCAAGAGGAGAGAAGCAAUUUUCCCAAAAGCAGAAAAGAGAAACAGGUGGAAUUAGAAAGGUUAGUUUCUGAAAAGUCAAAUAAUAUUCUUGAAGCUCCGGCGAACGCGGUCCCGGAAACGAGGGCUCUGUUCAACGGAGAAGCUUCGAAGCUGCCGCUAGGGGUGGACCCGCCGGGUGGGGCCCCCGUCGGCGUUUCGGAGGGGGGAAAGCCUACGGGAGGCGGAGCCGGGGGAGAGAUGGCGGAGCUAGGAGACGGAGUAGUGGCCGGAGUGGGGGUGGUUGCUGCGGGGGCUGAAGCCGGGGCUGGGGUUGAGGCAGGGGUCGGAGAAGGAACCGAUGAAGGAGACGGCACUGGAGACGGCGAACGCACAGGCGUGGGGGAAGAUGCUGGUGCAGGAACCGGUGCAGGUGAUGACGACGGCACCGGAGUGGGCGCGGCAGCCGAGGGUGUGGGUGCGAGCUUCGGAGCCGCCCCCGGAGCCUGCGCUAUGCACGAGCUGACGAGCAGAGCCAGCAUCAUCAGAACCUGA
Malania oleifera is the source of this 636-nucleotide messenger RNA. RefSeq lists its product as uncharacterized. NCBI's taxonomy places the organism in Eukaryota, Viridiplantae, Streptophyta, Magnoliopsida, Santalales, Ximeniaceae. Bases 1 to 636 code for a protein of 211 amino acids. The transcript has 3 exons. The record is from RefSeq and is a predicted model, not a curated record.